Messenger RNA from Penaeus monodon (black tiger shrimp), 1026 nucleotides. Its product is annotated as ionotropic receptor 21a-like. The record is from RefSeq and is a predicted model, not a curated record. The coding region runs from base 1 to 1026 and encodes 341 amino acids. Lineage: Eukaryota; Metazoa; Arthropoda; Malacostraca; Decapoda; Penaeidae. Gene Ontology annotation, cellular component: membrane. The transcript is spliced from 5 exons. Gene Ontology annotation, molecular function: glutamate-gated receptor activity.
AUGCCAAUGCUAAUGAUAACAAAAACAAAAAUAAACACUAACCUCCGCGCACAGUUCCGCGCAACAACCUUCAACCACCCGCCAGUGUCCAUUUUCGAGCCCUUGCCAAACGGGACCUACAAAUACGACGGCCUUGAGGUCCGGCUGCUGAUGACCCUCGCCUCCGCCCUGAACUUCACGGUGGAGAUCUCGAUGCCACGCGAUGGGGAGAAGUGGGGUGCCAAGCUGCCCAGUGGCUCUUGGACAGGUGCGGUUGGGGAGACGGUUCGCGGAGAAACAGACGUGUCUUUCGCUAACUACUUCAUCACGGCCGACCGCCUCAGGAUAAUGGACAUGACGCGCCCGUACUACAUCGAUUACACUUGCUUUAUCACGCCCAUGCCUCAGCCUUUGCCACAGUACACGGCUGUGGCUUGGCCGUUACAGACGUUGGUUUGGGCGGCCGUGGCGAUAACCCUGGUCGUGGUACCCCUUGUAGUACGACUAACCGCCGUCGUGGAACCUCGAGCUUGGUUCUCAAGCUUGUACAAUGCGUACUGGUAUGUGGUGGGCAUAUUUCUGACUCGCUCACACCCCGUACAGCUGGUCCCCUCCACCUGGGGUCUCAGGUUGGUGGUUCUUACCAGCUGGGUUGCUGCCACCAUCAUCUCAGCUGGAUACCAGUCCUCAGUCACCGCGUUCUUGCUCGUGCCGCUGCCCGUCCAGCCGGUCAACACGCUCGAACAGCUGCUGAAGUCUGGUCUGCGCUGGGGCGUCCGCGACCGAGGAGGAUGGGAUGAGUGGUUCAGCAAUUCCCUGGAUCCGACUUCGCGCAAGAUCGCUGAAGGGUUUGAGUUCGUGAACGGCAUCGACAGCGGAAUAGCUCGGGUUAUUGAGGGCGACUUUGCCUUCAUGAACUCCGGGACUUUCCUGCGCUACCUCAUCGCAAGCAACUUCACCAACGCUUACGGCCAGACUCAGCUCCACAUAACCAAAGAAUGCUUCGUUCCCUUCAGAUCUAUUGAAAACACCUUGCGCACACAGUGA